AUGUACAACGACUUGUAUGCUCGAAGUUUCGCCAUUCCACACCAGGAAGCCUAUAUGGGCGACGCAAGCAUGACCCAUGCUCUUUUUGGUCAGCUCAAGCAGGACAUUCUCGGCCAUCUGAAGCGAUUGUACAAGAAGGCCAGCAAGCGGGUUGGCACUUACAAGGCUGCAAGGUUGCAUAAAGAUGAUCAUGUUGUUGGGUGGGUGCAUGCGAUGCGCGCCGUCUACGAGUGCUUGCAGCAAGCCAUGGCUUGGCGCGACAUUGUCAUAGUCGUUGCUGAAUAUCAGCGUCGGUUUCUCGACAUCUGGGCAGUCGAUACUAAAUGGAUGGGUUGUUUCACUCAAGAUGUCGCUAUUGCCACAAAGGUGCACGCUGCUGGAGUUCCUGUCUGGCUCAUUUGUGAUGUCAGACUUGUCAACUCAAACAUGAACAUCGUGAAAGUCAUUCCAUUCACACCACCCAAUGACCUCGUCAUCGGCAUGUACCACGAUCCCAUCAAACUCUUCGCUCAGCCAUUCGACAUCAUAGCCAGAGGUCCCAAUAAUCGCCGCCAUCACGAGGCCGCUCGUCAGCCAUAUUCCAACUUCGAGAAGCUGCCGGUUCCUAAACCCCAAGUGGAACAGCUGGCCAUGAAAGAUUCAUUGGUGGGAAAGGCUCGCAUAGACAAAGGAAAGGCAAAAGCGAAGGCAAAACCUGCGCCGUACGAUGUAACUGCUCCUCGUCAGAACAAAGCUGUUUCUGGUCGUGACAAGUGGUCUGAUAUAGAUCACCCUUACAUGCCCCCGAUAAAUUCUUUCUUCAAGAUCGCUUUGCAGGAUGCGAAUAAAGAAUUUCUCCGCAUCAAGCAUCCCAGGGAUCAAAUGGACGAUGGUUACUCGCUUCCUGAUCCAGGAUUGUUCGUCAAUGUUCUUUCCCUGCAAUCAUUGAUGAAGUACCUUGCCAACUGGCUGGCAUGCCGCCCAACCUGGCUAGAACGUGUCUACGAAGAAAGCCCUCGACCUCUUCCUCGUGCCCAGAACUGGCGUGACUUUUUGAUAUCUCAGCACGCUCAGGUUCCUGCGAAUCCGCAAACGUCCAGCAAGACCAGCAAGUCGAAAGCACUUACUGCUACCCUCUUCCAAAAGGAAGUUACAGUACUGCGGGCCUUGUGGGCAGGUCCCACAAAUGUUCAUUGGCGCGGAAAGGAUAUAGUUAUCUCCACUCUGGACAAUCCCCCUGCAGAUCUCGUGCGCCAGAUCACGUAUGAAAUCUGUGAGCAAAGCUUCCGAUAUGAACUUCUCGACCUUGAUGAACAUCUUGGGCGCGAUGCACAUAAGGACAAGGAGGCGAGGAAGGAACAGAUAGAACUUAUUCAUAGUAUUUUCCUGUCGAAAUCAUUGAGGGUUUGGAACAGGGACUUACCGGAAGAGAACGACGGACUCAAUGUGUCAUCUUUCGACGCUGCUCUACCAUACUUCGAAAGUUUCUGCAAGGUGUUGUCAACGUGGGAGCACUUUCCCGAGUCCCUCAAACAGCCCCUCGAUGCUACCAGAUGCGAGCACAACAUGUGGAAGGGGAUGAAGGAAUGCUGUUGCUUCUACGUCCAGUCGUAUUUCGACAAUACUGGCCGUCCACCUAUUGUACCUCAUCUACUGUAUUCGGUCACGUAG
Suillus discolor is the source of this 1650-nucleotide messenger RNA. RefSeq lists its product as uncharacterized. The coding region runs from base 1 to 1650 and encodes 549 amino acids. The transcript is spliced from 4 exons. The record is from RefSeq and is a predicted model, not a curated record. Lineage: Eukaryota; Fungi; Basidiomycota; Agaricomycetes; Boletales; Suillaceae.